UUACCGGGAACUGGUCUUGGACUGUCGGAUUGGGCUGAAGAGACGUCGCAGGUCAACACCCGAAACCUUCAACCUCGUCCAGGCGGCUCAUGUGGUGGGUGUGGGGGAGAAUCUGGCUGCGCAUAUUGAUGCGAAGCCCGGAGAACUGGUGUUGUUCGCCACGUUUGGUCAAAGCGAGCCGCAGAGCGCCAAAUCUCUCCGCAAGUCGGCCCUCUGUGCCUUCCCGCUAAGUAUCAUCGACCUUUCCAUCAAAGAGGGAAUGAGGAAAUGCUGCAGCGUGGACUACACAGAGAAACAGCAGAGAGAACUCCAAUACUACCAGACCGCGGCCUACUGCCCCCAGAAUGUGAAUGAAUCGGCGCCAGUCACAGAUACCAGCUGCUGGGAUGUCCCCACGUUGGUCACCCCACCUCUGACACGUGUGGACUUAUUUAGCGGAAGUAUGAACUACACCCUCCUGACGUCUCUGUAUGUCACCACCCAGGGGCCGCUCACCAUUGGGCACCUUGGCACCUCUGAUGGGAGGGUGCUGCAGGUCAUUCUCCAGCGCAGCAGCAACCCCCUGAUCCUGUCCAACUUCUCGCUGAGCACUGAACCUGUGUCCCGGGAGCUGACUCAUGCUGGGGACGAUCUGUUCUUUGUUACAGGAAAGCAGGUGACAAAGGUCAGCGUCACAGGGCCCGGGUGCCACCAUCUCCUUAGUUGUAGCCGCUGUCUUCGUGCCCCUCGUUUCAUGGGCUGUGGCUGGUGUGACAACGGCUGCGCUCGAGAGUCGGAGUGUCAAGGAAAAUGGAACCAGGACGUCUGCCUGCCCAUCAUUAAUGAUUUUUAUCCCAGAACGGCGCCUCUUCGUGGCAGCACCACGAUCACCAUUUGUGGGAGGGACUUCCUUUCCCAUCCGGUGUAUCUCCAGUCAUCCAACGCGCCGGUCUCAGCGGAGACGCACAAUGUGACAGUCGGCCAGCGGAACUGUGUUGUCAAUCCAGAGAAGAGCAACAGCAUAACCCUGGUAUGUACGUUGCAGAAAGACGGCCUCCCAGAUUCCGCAUCGCCCGCCGAUGUCAUCGUCACCAUCAAAGAAAAUCUAACAAGCGUCAAUUAUUACAUCGAUGGAAGCGCCGCGGCCAGCGGAUUCACCUUCGUGGAGCCGGUCCUGGCCGCCGUCUCUCCAUCUUUUGGACCUCUAGCUGGCGGAACCCCAGUGACGGUGAAGGGGAAGGACCUGAUGGCGGGGGAGACUCAGCGCGUGUACAUUGGGGACGUGGAGUGCAACGUGUACAAUGAGUCCUGUCCCUCCGGUGACUUGUGCUGUCUGUCCCCUCCGGCCACCGCUGUCGGACCGGUAGAUAUCACUCUAUGGUUGGACAAGGCUCAGCUCUCUCACGUGGAACCUUUCAAGUACAAACCUAACCCAACGGUCUAUAGUAUCCAGCCUAACUGCAGCUUACUACGGGGGACGCCGAUCACCAUUCAGGGGGCCAACCUGGAUUCCGUGUCCAGUGUCGCCGUCUUGUUUAAAGGGGCGAAGAAGGUUUGUGACGGGCCCUUUUCUCCAAACCGCAUCCUCUGCGCCACCCCAGCCCUGGAAAGCAAAAAUGAGAUGUACGGGAUCCUGGGUCUACAGAUGGAGGGGUACGCCUACAACCAAUCAAAGCUGUUUCCGUACUACAAAGACUAUCGCAUCUACAUGUUUGAGAAUGAUGAGCAUCGCUUCCAGCUGAGGAAAGGAGACACGGAGAUAAGUACCCAUCAUGAACAGCUCGUCCGCGUGAACAACUGUCUGACUGUGUCCAUGAUGGUCGGUGGGCGAGAGUGUUACCCCAAGGUGUUGAACAACGAGAUCACCUGCAGGAUCCCCAAAGACCUGGUGAUCCCCUCCGAGGGUUUGGUGGUUCAGGUGUGUGUGGACAAUGUGUGCACCGAGCUGGGGACGGUGGUGAUUGUUAAUCUCCUGGAUCCAGUGCUGGGAAUCGUCCUGGGAACGGUGGCUGCCAUAUUGAUCUGCCUGACAUUGGCCUUCCUGAUCUGGAAGCAGCAGACCUCAGCGAAGAGGAAGAAAGUUGUAGAGAAUUUGGAAUUAUUGAUAAAUAAUAACAGAGACACCAUCUCCUCCCCGAUCCAUCCCACCCACUCGCUCCACAUCGACUACAGAGAGUCUUAUAUUCCUAGCAGCAGCUCUGGCGGGGGGCCCUAUCGUGGUGCCAUAUACUCCCCAAGCAGUAUUGGGGCCAGCUCUAUGCCCCUUCUCAUCACCAAUGUACUGGACAACCUGAGGCCGGAGCUGCUGGAUGAGGUGAAGGACGUUCUGAUUCCGGGGAACCGCCUGAUCACACACCGCGAUCGCAUCAUUGGGAAAGGACAUUUUGGCAGUGUGUACCAUGGGACGUACAUUGACGAGGAGGGCCAGGAGGUGCACUGCGCUGUCAAAUCUCUCAACAGGAUAACAGAUGUGGAGGAGGUGGAGGAGUUCCUUCGGGAAGGGAUCCUGAUGAAGAGCUUCCAUCACGCGCAUGUCUUGUCCCUCACUGGGAUAUUUUUUCCGCAGGAGGGUCUUCCCCUGGUGGUCCUCCCGUACAUGUCACAUGGGGACCUGAGACACUUUAUCCGCAGCGAGGACAGAAACCCCACCGUGAAGGACCUGGUCGGGUUCGGUCUGCAGGUUUCCCGGGGAAUGGAAUAUUUGGCCCAGAGGAAGUUUGUCCACCGGGACCUGGCGGCACGGAACUGCAUGCUGGAUGACACGUUCCGGGUGAAGGUGGCGGACUUCGGCCUGGCCCGCGACGUCUUCGACAAGGAAUAUUACAGCGUGCGCCGCCAUAAGAACGCUCGGCUGCCGGUGAAGUGGAUGGCGCUGGAGAGUUUACAGACGCAGAAAUUCACCACCAAGAGUGACGUGGUGAGAGGAUACACCCUCAUGUUGCAGUGUUGGAGCCCGCACCCGGAGGAGCGGCCGACUUUCACGGAACUGGUCAGUGAGAUGGUAAGCAUUUCCGGCUCCCUGAUGGGGGACCACUACAUCAAUCUGAAUGUGACCUACAUCAACCUGGACCGAGACCAACCUUUCCUGCCGGCACCCCCCGCAUCGGAGGAUGAGCUGGAUGAAGAGGACCUGUCAUCCCAGGAAGAAGAUGAACUUGAUGGCAUACAAGAUCCAAGUGCUGAUGAUCCUCCUCCUCCUCUAGUACUGAGGAGACCCUGA
Molecule: messenger RNA, 3199 nt
Organism: Nanorana parkeri
Lineage: Eukaryota; Metazoa; Chordata; Amphibia; Anura; Dicroglossidae
Product: macrophage-stimulating protein receptor-like
Exons: 19
Biological process (GO): positive regulation of kinase activity; cell surface receptor protein tyrosine kinase signaling pathway; protein phosphorylation
Cellular component (GO): signaling receptor complex
Molecular function (GO): protein binding; transmembrane receptor protein tyrosine kinase activity; ATP binding
Source: RefSeq, a predicted model, not a curated record